UUUUUUUUUUUUGCGCACACAGUGCUUCUGAUGAAGUCUGUGAGUCAGGCUGUUUCUGAGCUCCGAUAGUUUAAUGGAAAGAUUUAUAUACCGGCUGUAUUAUUUACUUUGGGAGGGGAGGUGGCAGUAUAAGGGUAUGCUAAUUAGUAGGAGAUUUUGGGGGGAAGGGGUGGAAUAUCAAUUUUUAUUGCAUCACCUGUCAGGAGUGUCCAAUCAGCGUUGGCUUUAGGGGAAUUAAUUGAUGAAGGUGUCUCCGGACGAGCUCACUUCACUCUGUCAUUUUAUUUGUAGCUAAAGCAGCGGCGGGAAUAGCAGCUGCAUUUCUUUUCUCUUUCUCCCUUCACAUUCCAUUAUCAUAGUGCUCCAAUGGAGAAGGAAGGAGUAGAGGGGCCCAGGUACUGAUCUGCAUCGAGGACUCAGACCAACACACUGGCAGACCUGAAACCGGAUGGUUUUUUCCCUCUUUUUUAAAAAAACGAAAACCAAAAAAAAAGCAAGAAUCAAGUCAGUGUAAUUUCAUGGGGUUUUUCCUCCCCCCCCCCCAAUAAUUCGCCUAGAGUUUGGCACUCCCUUCGCCGGGAAUAACAGUCUUUGUUAUUUUAUUAGCAGGAUGCCUUGAGACACACGCAGCAUCUGGCGGAGGAUUAACAUACAUACAUGUGUAUGUAUGCGUCACGUAUAUAUUUACUGCAAAUGGUGGGGAUCAUUUAGUGCCCGAGAUGGGAGACCUGAAGUCAGGUUUCGAAGAGGUGGAUGGCGUGAGGCUCGGCUACCUCAUCAUUAAAGGAAAGCAAAUGUUUGCUCUCUCCCAAGUCUUCACAGAUCUGCUGAAAAACAUCCCGAGGACCACCGUGCACAAGCGCAUGGAUCAUCUCAAAGUGAAAAAGCACCACUGCGAUCUGGAGGAGUUGCGGAAACUCAAGGCAAUCAACAGUAUUGCCUUCCACGCGGCCAAAUGCACGCUCAUCUCCCGGGAAGACGUAGAAGCGCUCUAUACCUCCUGCAAAACCGAGCGUGUGCUCAAGACCAAGCGCAGGAGGGUCGGUCGGGCCCUGGCCACAAAGGCGCCGCCGCCAGAGCGCGCCGCCGCCGCCAGCCCCCGCCCGGCUUUUUGGAAGGACAAGCACCAACUUUGGCGGGGCCUGAGCGGAGCCGCGCGGCCCCUGCCAAUCAGCGCGCAGUCCCAGCGUCCGGGCGCCGCCGCCGCGCGCCCCGCCGCCCAUCUACCUCAGAUUUUUAGCAAAUACCCGGGCUCGCACUACCCGGAGAUCGUUCGCUCGCCUUGCAAACCCCCUUUAAACUAUGAAACUGCCCCGCUCCAGGGAAACUACGUCGCCUUCCACUCGGAUCCCGCUUAUUUUCGGAGCCUGCUGUGCAGCAAGCACCCGGCAGCCGCCGCCGCCGCCGCCGCCGCCGCUGCUGCCGCCGCCGCCGCCGCCGCCUACUACCAGGCGUCGGCGGCCGGGCCCCAGCCCAAGGCGGCGACCGGAGCGGGAGGCCCCGUGAGCCUGACCUAUCGCUGCAAGCGCAAGCGCGGGGGCGCCAAGAACUGCCUGCUCGCGCCUCACGCCGGCGCCCGGAGACUGCUGCUGCUGCCCAGGUCCUACAAAGCCAAGGCGGCGGCGGCGGCGGCUGCGGCGGCUGCGGCGGCGGCUGCAGCCGCCGGAGCCACUUGUUUGGAGAGGUUUCAUCUGGUCAACAGCUUCUGCCCGCCUCCCCACCACCAUCACCACCACCACCACCAUCACCACCACCACCACCAUCGGGCCCAGCAGCCAACGCCGAGUCACCACCCCCCUCACCACCACCGACCGCAGCCCCAUCUAGGAAGCUUUCCCGAGAGUUGUAGCAGCGACUCCGAGUCCAGCUCCUACUCCGACCAUGCAGCCAACGACUCGGAUUUUGGCUCCAGUUUGUCCAGCUCCAGCAACUCCAUGUCCUCAGAGGAAGAGGAGGAGGAAGGAGAGGAGGAGGAGGAAGAGGAGGAGGAAGAGGGGGGCAGCGGGGCCUCGGAUUCCAGUGAAAUCAGCUCCGAAGAGGAGGACUCAUCCACCGAGUCAGACUCCAGCUCCGGUUCCAGCCAAGUGUCAGUGCAGAGCAUCCGUUUCAGGCGCACCAGCUUCUGCAAGCCUCCCAGCGUGCAGGCGCAGGCCAACUUUUUGUACCAUCUGGCCUCCGCCGCCGCAGCAACCAAACCCGCUGCUUUCGAGGAUGCCGGCCGACCUCCCGACCUCAAGAGUAGUGUCAAAGCCGAGUCGCCAGAGGAGUGGAAUCCACAGGGCUGGGCUCCCAAAGGGGCUCCGGUGUACUGUCCGGCCAGUAUGGGGAGUUGUUUCCAAGAGAUAAGAAACGAUAGGGUAUCUGAGAUUACAUUCCCACACUCUGAAAUUUCCAGUACUGUAAAGAGAACUGACCUGACAAUUAACUGCCUGGCAGAGGGGGCCUCUUCACCUAGCCCAAAGACAAACAAUGUAUUUCCACAACAAAGAAUACUCCGAGAGGCUAGGAAAUGCCUACAAGCAACUCCAACUACACACUGUUCAGAUAACAUAGCUGCUAGGUUCUUAAAUAAUGGUUCUUGUGGAACAGCAACAAAUUCAGGAAAAGAUUCCAAAAUCCCUCAUUGUCUUGAAUUUGCUAUGGAUUUGGCCUCUUCGCAAACUGAUCCCGAAGUGGAUGCAGGAGCAACUAAAGCUGAGAAUCUCUGCACUGACACAGGCGACAAAACAUUGCCUUUUCUGCACAAUAUUAAAAUCAAAGUAGAAGACAGUAGUGCUAAUGAAGACUAUGAACCUGACCUUAUUACAAAUAAGCUAAAGUGUGAGUGCAAUGAUACAAAGGGUGAGUUUUACAGUGUGACUGAGAAGAAAGAGGAGGACGCCUUUUUAACCACAGCCAAGGAAGGUUUUGCAUGCCCUGAGAAAGAAACUCCUUCCUUAGUUCCACUGGCUCAGAGUCAGGGCCUUUCAUGCACUUUAGGAUCUCCAAAACCUGAGGAUGGGGAAUAUAAAUUUGGUGCAAGGGUGAGAAAAAAUUACCGGACACUAGUACUGGGUAAACGACCAGUCCUUCAGACACCUCCAGUCAAACCAAAUUUGAAAUCAGCUAGAAGCCCUCGUCCUACAGGUAAAACUGAGACACAUGAAGGAACACUGGAUGACUUUACAGUUUUAAACAGACGCAAAAAGGUAGCCAGCAAUGUAGCAUCAGCAGUGAAAAGGCCAUUUAAUUUCAUGGCAAAUUUUCCUUGUCCACCAUCACUCAUUAUUGGGAAGGACGGGGAUUUGUGGCCAGCAUAUUCUUUAAACACCACUAAGGAUUCCCAACCUCCUCACAAGGCCCAUCCUAUAUGGAAAUGGCAGCUGGGCGGUUCUGCAAUACCUCUUCCACCUAGUCACAAAUUCAGGAAAUUUAAUUCAUAAAAAUGUUUUGGAAGAUAUUUUCUUGAACCAUAUUACCUUCCUUUUGUUGUAAACUGCACAGGAUGGCUUGUACAAGUCCAUUAAUGGUGUUACACCCCCUUUGGAGUCCUGGUUUAUCGCAUUUUGAAGACAGAAAUCGGAUUACUUUUUUUUCCCAUUGCGGGUUUUUUUUUUUUUU
This is a messenger RNA of Phodopus roborovskii (desert hamster), 3600 nucleotides long. It is a transcript of the gene Skida1, whose product is annotated as SKI/DACH domain containing 1. Lineage: Eukaryota; Metazoa; Chordata; Mammalia; Rodentia; Cricetidae. The coding region runs from base 720 to 3422 and encodes 900 amino acids. The record is from RefSeq and is a predicted model, not a curated record. The transcript has a single exon.